This is a messenger RNA of Aaosphaeria arxii CBS 175.79, 1126 nucleotides long. RefSeq names its product Fcf1-domain-containing protein. The record is from RefSeq and is a predicted model, not a curated record. The transcript has 5 exons. NCBI's taxonomy places the organism in Eukaryota, Fungi, Ascomycota, Dothideomycetes, Pleosporales. Bases 185 to 775 code for a protein of 196 amino acids. Gene Ontology annotation, cellular component: small-subunit processome; nucleolus.
CCCGCUUCCACGGUACUCGUAGAGUAACGAGGGUCGGCAUACACAACGUCCACGUGACCGGGCCGACCAUUGUCCCGCGAAGCCUCCCCUGGUCGGUCUAGAGACUGAAAUCUUGGCAAUCCGAGGAAAUGUUCUAGCAAAAAGUGCUCCGCAGGCGUGUCUCUUCAUUCCUCAAAUAUUCAACAUGGGUGUCGCAAAGCGUACGCGCAAGUUUGCGCAAGUCAAGCGCGUAAUUGGCCAAAGAGAUGCUCGACUCGCAAAGAACCAGCUCAAAGGCGGCGAAGAAUCCAAAAAGAAAGUCGAGAGCGAGCAGCCCGUCCGCGAAAUCCCACAAGUCCCAUCGUCUAUGUUCUUCCAGGCCAACGAAGCCCUCGUGCCCCCCUAUAGCGUCCUCAUCGAUACCAAUUUCCUCUCCCAUACCGUUCGCGGCAAACUGGAUCUCCAGACUUCCUUGAUGGAUCUUUUACUCGCAAAGGCAACCCCAAUAAUCACAGACUGCGUUAUGGCCGAGUUAGAGAAGUUGGGCCCCAAGUACAGAAUAGCAUUGAGAAUCGCAAGAGACGAGCGGUGGCAGCGUGUCAAGUGCGAUCACAAAGGAACCUAUGCUGAUGACUGUCUCGUGGAUCGAGUUUUGAAACAUCGAAUCUAUCUCGUCGGAACCAACGAUCGCGACCUCAAGCGCCGCCUGCGUAAAAUCCCCGGUGUCCCAAUCGUCUCCGUUGCUCGUGGAAAAUACGUAAUCGAGAGGUUGCCAGACAACCCAGACAGUCGAUAAUGGUUGUACCUGAGCCGAAAUUGGGCGAAUCGUUUAUAGGAGUGAGGGAUUUCUUUUCAAGCAUAGCGCGGCGUUCAAAAUUCACGAUUAGACUGGGCUGCACCUAGGAUUUCUACAUGGGAGGCUGCUCAUUUCUAGCUGCCCGGAAGUAAGAUGGAAGAAAGUGAGAGACUGGGAUACACCGAAUUCCAUUGAUUUUUGCUAUUACCUGGUAAUCCAAUAACACACAUCCACGUUAAGAGCAGAUUGCUCAUAGACAAGAACUAUCGGUUCGAUUGACACAUGAAAUGGAAGCUUAUAGCAUAUUCACCUGCGUAUGCGGGAAUGUCACGUUUGUAGCACAAUCUGAUG